ACGCGAAAGCAAGCCGCAUACCACGGCGGCGCGUCGCGCGCAAACGGAGCCGACGGAGCCGACUGUCACGACUGUGCGACACCGAGGAUCGCAAUCGCUCGCUCAGGCCGCUCAUGGGGCCCCGUGUAUCUCGCCGACGGCCGUCAACGACCGUCUAAAAACGAUCACGGUCUGCGUCGCGAUGCGCGGCGGAUCGCGCUGCGAACGACGACGAUCGCGGACGACGACGGCGCGCGCGGUGAAAGCCCUCUCCUCGGUGAAUUCCUCCGAGCGAUCGGCGGAGGUGGUGGUGCGUGUGGACGUUCGAUCGCUCCCAGUGCGACCGCGGCGUCGCGCGCCCGACACCGUUGGCCAUCGACGCGAGGACCGUGCCGGAGGCACCCUCUCCAACCGGAGACCCGCCAGACGCGGGUCCACGUAGACCGUCGCCGCUCGCCGGCCAGCAACGAUCCUCUUCCUGCCCGCCGCUCGAGAUCUCGGCCGUCGCUGAGGGCGGUCGCCGCAGCAGCCAGCAGCAAUUUGCUCCGAAUCGCCUGAGUCGCGCGAUUAUGCGUUCGUGGACGACGCUACCGAGCCUGUGGUGAUCGACCGUUAUCUAAACAAUUGCGGGUCCGCCGAUAAGCCGUAAUUGGGACCUCGAAGGGACAAUCGAGCGAACAUGGCGCUGGCCAAGAUUAGGAAUUUCAUCGACAACAGCCUGAAGACGGUGUCGACGCCGCUGGACCGCACGGUCCAGAAUCUGGAGCCGGAAAUCGGCGUCAAGAUCGUGCACUCGCCGAACGACAAGACACUGCACGUCACCGUUCUCGGCGCCAGGCACUUGCCACAGAACUUCGGCUUCACCAGAGUCAAUAGCUACGUCGUCAAGGUGAAGCUGAUUCCUGGAAAGGAUAAGUUCGAGACCACGUCGAGGAGUGAAUCCUGGCCGCAGUGGAACGAGGAAUUUGUUUUUCAUUUGCGCAAAGAGACCAAGCAAAAGUUUGGCAAGUCGAAGGUCGUGGAGGAGGAAAUUAGCGGUUCCAGAUUUGUCGUCGCGACUCUUUACGCGGUUCUUGAAGACAAGCCUCUGAUAGCAACUGAGAAGAAGGACUCGGACAAAGAUAAAACGUCGCCUACCAAGGAAUCGGCGAAGAAGGGCGGGAAAAAGAAGGAGGGUCAAAGCACCUCUGGCGAUAAUCAGGAUUCUAGCAAGGGCAAGCUUCUCAGCCAGUUCUUUGGCAAGAGUUCCGACAAACUCGCGGAACCCACAACCGCGGAGAGAAGAGCCUACGACAAGAGGCGAACCGUGGGCGCGACGACAGUUCCACUUGACCCGAAGAACUUUGUCUGCAAACCACCAAAAUCGAAACAUACCAGCGACGUAAGCACAGGAGACUUGUGGAAACCACUACGACCGAUCACCAGCGGUAUCUCAGGUGCCGAGGAUAGAAAAGAGAAUAAGAAAGGGCAAGUUGAACUGUCCUUGUGUCUAACGAAGGGCGAGAAGGAUGAAGACAGUGGCGGGCAGCUAAUAUUGUCUCUAAACCGUCUGAGAUGUUCGCUUCAGACGAUGCACGAGCACGAGGGCCUAAAAGGACAAAUGUAUCUGAAGAUGUCGGUUGUCGACAACGGUCGCGUAACACAUUUCUGGAAGAGUGAUCGAUUUGUACCGACGGUGUCCAUGAAAUUCUCGCCGGACACGGCGAGAGUCGUCGCCGACAACCCGUACAAAGGAGCGCUCAACGACGUGAGCUUCGUCGUAAAGUUCGUCUCGAAAAAUAAAAUGGGCAAGAAGACUCCCGUAGGCCACUUUGUGAUCGGGCCCGAUGUCGGUGGAAAUUACGGCGAGCAAUGGAAGCAAGCUCUAGCGAAACCGGGACAGCAGAUAACGAAGUGGCAGGCGUUUGAAUAAAAAUAAGGCGCGCGACAAGUCGUUAACUUAUUCAACAUUACGAAAACCGUUGAACGACGUACUUUCCUCUUAGGUAUCUAGAGACACAGCAGCGAAAACGAGAGCGCUACACGUAUGCCAUAAAUAUUUAAGACACCGAUCGAUAAGGCUAUUCCAAAGAGUACCAUAGAAACGUAUACGAAUGCAAACAUUUACGUGAAUCUUUCUUGCUGGACUUGUUCAUGCCUCCGAUCCGCUGCUGAUUUUACAUGAGAAAAUCAUUACGUGGCCACACAAGAGGAAUCUGUUUUUUAAAUGCAUGAAUCUAGGUGGAAUUUUUGAUCGCGCAUAUUCUGUAUAUAUACAAAACCUGUGUCAAUUUUAACCGUCCUUGACGCCGCUAAGGAAGGAAAUCGAUGUUUCUGUCCCAAAUCCGAUCAAUGUAACCGUCCGUAAACUAAGAACUAUUGUCUAAGCAUUUAGAUAAUCUCUAAGCGUAUAGGUGAGAUGGAUAAUCAUAACAAGUGCAUAUCAUAUUUUAUAAGAUCGCAAGAAUAAAUUCGCCAUGUUAUUUUAGUAUUAAUUUAUAUUUUCGAUGCAAACAUAAGUUUUAUAUGAAUUAAUGCUCGUAUAUGUAAUCGCUUACGAAAGCGCGUCGUCAAAGGUAUAUGUCUUUUAGCAACGAUAAAUUUGACUAGUUUUAUAUGUACUUCAAAUGCUCAUAUUUAUUACCACGCUAGCUAAAAACGGAGUAAGCGGCGAUCAAUAUUCGGAAUUGAUAUUAGAAAAAAGCUAUUUCCAAUUGUGAUACAUCGAAAUAUUUUUUCUAUUAAUCAUUAUUUAUACAUUUAUUAAUAUAAAAUAUUUGACAUCAAUGUUAAGACGCUUUAAAAAUCACAAAACAUAUCGUUACAUAAUUGCACCGUACCCUUUUGAAGGCACUAAGCAUGAGUUAAUUAGUAUUAAUAUUUUCAGUACUUUUACAGCUCAAAUAAGAAUGUCACAUAAUAAAAUGGGAAAAAUUCCAAAGUAUUUAUAAAAUAAUGUAAUAUCAAUCAACAUAUUUUCUCUUUUUAUAAUUGUUUUAAUAAUGCAUACUUUGACGGUAUUUUAAGGAAUAUUUGUACGUUUGUAUAACUGCUGACACCAAAAAGUACACAUACAUUUCGUUACAAAUAAGAUUUGAUUUAGUUCUGUAUUGUAUGUAAAAAAACAGAAAAUAACAUUAUUUAUAAAUAUA
Messenger RNA from Vollenhovia emeryi, 3110 nucleotides. RefSeq lists its product as uncharacterized. Bases 659 to 1891 code for a protein of 410 amino acids. The record is from RefSeq and is a predicted model, not a curated record. Lineage: Eukaryota; Metazoa; Arthropoda; Insecta; Hymenoptera; Formicidae. The transcript has 5 exons.